Messenger RNA from Cucurbita pepo subsp. pepo (vegetable marrow), 929 nucleotides. The record is from RefSeq and is a predicted model, not a curated record. NCBI's taxonomy places the organism in Eukaryota, Viridiplantae, Streptophyta, Magnoliopsida, Cucurbitales, Cucurbitaceae.
AAUUGCCGAAAAUAUUAUAUAAGUUUCAGUUCUUUUACAAUGAAUCAUGUGUAUUCAGGUGGUAUAUGAAGAUCUUCCUUCAAACUUAUGUGCAAUCCGGGACUCCAUCGAGAAAAGGGGAUUAAAAAAUUCUUUUGAAUCAUUUGAGAAAGGUGAUUCAGAGGAGAAAAGUUCUUCAAAUCAAAACAAUCAAGUCAAUGGCCAUACGACAACGGGUGAGAGAGUUUCAGAUAUCAAUGGGAGAAGCUCACGCAGACCAAGGCCCAAAAUUCCUGGCUUACAAAGAGACAUUGAAGUUCUCAAAGCAGAGGUGCUGAAGUUUAUUUCAGAACAUGGGCAGGAAGGAUUUAUGCCAAUGAGAAAGCAACUUCGCAUGCAUGGAAGGGUAGAUAUUGAGAAGGCAAUCACACGCAUGGGUGGAUUCAGAAGGAUUGCAUCACUUAUGAAUCUUUCCUUGGCAUAUAAGCACCGCAAGCCAAAGGGUUACUGGGACAAACUUGACAAUUUGCAGGAAGAGAUAAAUCGGUUCCAGAAGAGCUGGGGAAUGGACCCUUCGUACAUGCCCAGUAGGAAGUCCUUUGAACGUGCAGGGAGGUACGACAUUGCACGGGCACUCGAGAAAUGGGGCGGCCUGCACGAAGUUUCUCGGCUUUUGUCACUAAAAGUGAGACAUCCUAAUAGACAACCAAGCUUUGCCAAGGAUAGAAAGCAUGAUUAUUUAGGUGUAAAUGAUGUUGAUGCUGAAAGUAAAACUCCAUCUAAGCCAUAUAUUUCUCAGGAUACAGAAAAAUGGCUUGCAGGACUGAAGUAUUUGGAUAUUAAUUGGGUUGAGUAGUGUUCAUACUAUAUACAAAGCCAACAAAUGUAUAUAUGUUCAAGAGAAUUUGUCGUGACUGGUCAUUUUUGUAAUGUAUUAUAGAAAAUGUAAG